This is a messenger RNA of Lethenteron reissneri (Far Eastern brook lamprey), 17675 nucleotides long. Its product is annotated as protein PRRC2C-like. Gene Ontology annotation, biological process: cell differentiation. The record is from RefSeq and is a predicted model, not a curated record. NCBI's taxonomy places the organism in Eukaryota, Metazoa, Chordata, Hyperoartia, Petromyzontiformes, Petromyzontidae.
UAAUUUAUGCUGCCACGCCCCCUCAACGGCGCUUCCCAGCUAAAGCGCCACCGCGGUGAAGCGGCCGGCCACUCCGUCAAUCCGAUCGCAUCGAAGCCAUCGCCAACGACGCCGCGGCCCCAUCUUGGUCUCUACGUGAGCGCAAGCCGCCCAAGUUACUCGCGAACGAGGAGAAGCAGCAACAGAAGCAACAGCAUCGGUGACGGAAGACACGUGUGCAUCUUGUACAGCGGAGAGAGCACGCACCCUCCAUCCCACGCGAGCGCGACCUGAUGUGUGUGCAGCGCGAUGUCCGAUCGUGCGGGGUCUAACGGCAAGGGGAACAAUAGUCGUCCGAAGUACGCUUCCCUGAGCCUGUACAACACUUACAAGGGGCGUUCCCUGGAAACUCAGCGCACCACCAUCGCAACGCGCCAUGGCCUGCAGAGCCUUGGUAAAGUGGCCACAACACGCCGCGUGCCGGCUCCUCCCAACUCGUCCGGCCUGAAUGCCGAGGGCGGUACGGACGGUGACGACGCCCAGGGAUGGACAGACACUGCCAGUUCGGCUGCUACGCAGCCACAGCAGCCACAGCAGCCGGAGUUGCCGCCGCAGCAGGAUUCAUCUCCAUCUGCCGAGACACCGGAUUCCGAGAGCACAGAACCAGUUGCCCCUCCCCCAAGCCAGACGACGCCUGCGAGUGCAGAGGUGAAUACGAGCGGGGCCACUGGCCCCCCAGCGAUAGCUGGUGGGAAUGGGGGCACAGUGGCCAGAACCUCCCCCCCGCCCGCCGCCACAAGCCGAUCCUGGGCCCAACCGGCACCCAAGCCCGUCGAAGUUGGAGCACGAGUGGGCGGCCUGGCUCAACUCUCCCAGAGGGAAUUCCCGUCGCUGGGGGCGGGUGGGGAGCAGGUCCCGGCCCCUCCCUCCGACGCUACGUCUGGGCGCGCACUAAACCUCCGCCCACAGAAUGUAAGCAGCUGGCGUGAGGGUGGGGGUCCGGGCGGGCGAGAGGAAGGCCCCAGUGCAGGGCUUUUGCCCAUCCCCACCAUGGGGGGCCCCAACGGGGGUCCCCUUACUCAUGCUGCUGGAUAUCGCCCGGACGGUACGCCGUUUGGGCCCAGGUUUGGGCCACCACCUGGUGGCCGGGCCUACCCUGCAGCACAGCAGCCUGAUGGCAGACGUGGAGCACGGCCACCCUGGCUCGCAGAAGCUGACCGGCCGUCCAUCGUGAAAGCAAAUGAUCUGAAGGAGCUGGACACCCUGGACACAGAUGCUGAUGAUGGCUGGGCUGGUGUGCAGGAUGAGGUCGACUACACGGAGAAGCUGAAAUUCAGUGACGAUGAAGAUGAGGAAAGGGGCGGGAGCACACGGUCUUGGGCUGACAGUGCGGGUCCAGGAGCUGUGUCCGAAGGGGGGGCUGCUCGUGGCUCUGAUGCCUCAUCUGGAGCUGUGUCUACGAGCUGGGGAGAUACUGCCCCCUCCCCCCCUCCGUCUGGGCCUGGCUCGGCCAACUGGGGAGAUGCUCCUGUCAGGCCGCGGCCACAACACCCGGCAUCGUGGAGUCAACAUCAGCCGCCACGGGAUCCCAUGCGUGGGGGUCAUGAGCACAGGGGAGGUCCCCCUAUCGUGGUUCCUCAGCCGCUCUUAGCAGGCCCAAGGGGGCCCCCUGCCCUCAAUGUCAAUCAACAGCGCUAUCUGGGAGGGCCCCACCAAGGUCCAGGGCACCUUCAGGGUCCUAUUCUGCACCAUGGUCCAGGGCCUCAUCAGGGCCCUAUGCUCCACCUGGGUCCCCACCAGGGUCCAGCAAAUUUCCAGGGUCUCCACCAGGGUCCCGGGCUGCAUCAGGGCACUGGUCCCCAUCAUGGCCCUGGUCCCCAUCAUGGCCCCGGUCUCCACCAUGGCCCCGGUCUCCACCAUGGCCCCGGUCUCCACCAUGGCCCCGGUCUCCACCAUGGCCCCGGUCUCCACCAUGGCCCCGGUCCCCACCAGGGUCCCGGUCCCCACCAGGGUCCCGGUCCCUACCAGGGCCCCGGGCCUCACCAGGGCCCCGGUCCCCACCAGGGCCCCGGGCCUCACCAGGGCCCCGGGCCUCACCAGGGCCCCGGGCCUCACCAGGGUCCUGGGCCUCACCAGGGCCCCGGGCCUCACCAGGGCCCCGGGCCUCACCAGGGCCCCGGGCCUCACCAGGGCCCCGGGCCUCACCAGGGCCCCGGGCCUCACCAGGGCCCCGGGCCUCACCAGGGCCCCGGGCCUCACCAGGGUCCCGGGCCCCAACAGGGUCCCGGGCCCCAACAGGGUCCCGGGCCCCAACAGGGUCUUGGGCCCCAACAGGGUCCCGGUCCCCAACAGGGUCCCGGUCCCCAACAGGGUCCCGGUCCCCAACAGGGUCCCGGUCCCCAACAGGGUCCCGGGCCCCAACAGGGUCCCGGGCCCCAACAGGGUCCCGGGCCCCAACAGGGUCCCGGGCCCCAACAGGGUCCCGGGCCUCACCAGGGUCCCGGGCCCAACCAGGGUCCAGGCCUCCUCAAGGGUCCUGGGCCCCAACCCAUACCUGUUCCCCCACAAGGACCUGCUAUCGGGGGCUCAGAUGAUGAGGCGUGGCGCAACCGUCGCCGUGAUCAGCAAGGUGGCCCUGUGGCUGCGGAUGGUCCUCAUGGAACAGCUCCACAUAGAGGCGGGGGCACGUGGGGCAGCAGCGCAGAGGUGUCGGCAGCGGUGGAGCGAGCCCGACAGCGCAGGGCGGCCGAGGAGAAGAGGAUGGAGGAGGAGCGUCUGGCAGCCUGCGCUCAGAAGCUGCGUCUGCUAGAAAGCAAGAUGGCCGCCAGCGUUCCGGCUGGCAGCGGCGGUGGAGCUACGGCAACGGCAGCCGGGGCUGCUCCCACCGUCGGCGGGGCCAGUAACAGCACUGGCGAAGACACCGUUUCUGAGGACGGGCCUAGCGCCGUGCCAGCAUCGUCGGCGGCGGCAUCGGCGCCUUCAGUCACAGCGGCGGCUUUCGGCGUGAGGGAGACGGCCUUGAGUGUGGACAUGGCUGCUACCGUGGGAGACGAAGCCACUCUGGGCACAACCACGGAUGAUGCCGUCCCAAGUGUGGGGGACGCCGGGCAUUUGGCAGGUGGGGCUGUUGCACCAGUUGGGGGAGAAGUUUCUGCGGAAGCGGCCUCGACUCCAGCAACAGCGAUCGUAUCAUCAGCAAUGAGUGGAGGUUGUGCCUCCCCGCUGCUCGACACGCCUGUUUUGAACUUAGGUGCAGCCAAAGAUUGUGUCGCUGCGAGCACAGUCGAUACCGAUAAUUCGUCCACCCCCGACUCAGAUUCGACAGCUAACGGGAGUCACGCACCAAGCACGCGUGGGCCACCUCUACGAAUCGUCACAAGGAAUGAUGGCCGGGGCAAUGCCGGCCCGAGACUCGACGGCGGCGACGACGACGACAGCGGCGGUGGUGGCUGCGGCAUCGUUCGGAGUGCCGGUGGUGACCAUGACCAACCCAGGGGAGUGGCGGUGGACGACCGCAGGCCCAGGGGGGGGACAAUUGGUACCGUUGGACGGACUGUGGGUGCUGGCAGUGACACCUCUGUACCACCAACAGCUGAUGCUGCGUCGGUUCCCUUCUCGGGCCCAGCGGUUGGAGCGAAGGCGGUGACUCGGGUCGGCCCCAUUGGGACUGCGGCCUCACCAACGGGAAGCGAUGGCGGGCCCGGUGGAGGAGUGAGCGGGCCGCUCGCACCCCCAGUAGCUGCACCGAUAGUCGGCACGGGCCAUCCUGUUGGGCCUGUGGGGACGGCGACGGCCGAGAGCGCCGCUGGGGCCAGGGUUAGCACGGAAAAGCGGCAUGCGGUGGCCGAAGGCGAGGUCAUGGUGGAACCGAGCGCUGUGGGUGGCCGAGCAGGGCCACCUGGCGGGGAGUGGCGUGAUGGUGAGGGCCCGAGCAAGCGGCGGCGUAGGGACAGCCGUUCUCCCACCGCGGCCCCACCGCAGCACCACCCAGAGCCACGGCCCACGUUUGUCCGCCAGGAGAGCGAGGAGACGCAGCCCCGAUCAGAGAGCGCCCCGCUCCCUCAUGCACACGCGCAUACUCAUGCUGGGGCCAAGACCUACCAUAAGACGCUCCCCCCGCGCUUCCAGCGUCAACAGCAGGAGCAGCUUCUGAAGCAGCAGUGGCAGCAAUGGCAGCAGCAGGGCCCUGACCCAGGCCAGCCCAAUCAGUGGCGGGGAGGUUCUGCAGGUCCCCAAGACCAGAGCCAGCCCACUCAGUGGCGGUCAGCCGGUCUACCGGACCCAUCUAGCCAGCCUCCUCAGUGGAGAGGGGUUAUGGGCGGUGGUGUCGUUGGCCCCGAUCCGGCCUCUUCCAUGCAGUGGCGCGGCGGCGGCGGCGGCGGCGGCGGCGGUGGCGGCGGUGGUAGCGGGAUGAUAUCUGACCCAGAAUCUCCCACAUCACGGAGGGGGGGUGGCGGGCGGCACAUGCCAACGUCGCCACAGGCGUUCGAUGCACGGAGGCCUCCUCAACCGUAUGUGGACAUGCGAUUUGCCGCAGGACCUACCUCUAGGCGCGAGCGAGCCGACAGCGCCAGCUCAGAGCCGUAUGAACCCCGUCAAGGUCACGUGGUGGAGCGCGAUGUCCGUGUGGGGCAUCCCAACGUCAGCAGGCAACACUCGGACACGGAGGAGCGCCGUGGUCCACUGCUACGCAAUCCAGAUGAGCCGGCACAUGGACCUCGGGACCAACAGCCCCAGCAGCAGUUGCAGCAGCCGCCAGAGCAGCCGAGAGGAGGACCUCAUGCACAGGUGCAGCGCAGCAACCAGGAGCGACGACCGAAGGAAUUCCAGGUGCCCGCGCCAGCCCAACGUUCGACGUCACUUGAAAAUGGCCAGGCACAGCCAGUGAGCGCUCUUCCAUCCCCAGCGAGCGGUGUGACUGCACGCCACCCAGCCCCGUCACCUGCCACCAGUCCCGUGUUCUUGCCCACGUCUGCUCCGCCCGUUCCUUACCAGGGGACGUCCAAGCCGCACCCGGUAUCCUCGGCGCCAGGCUCCCAACAGCCGGUGACAACGCCCAGCGGCGCCCCUCUCCCCGCCGCCGCCCCUUACACCAGCAGUGGCGAGGUGGCAGCCCCAGCCCGGGAAAGACCCCAUUCGUCUUCAUCGUCGGUGGUUUCAGCCUCGUCGUCUCAAGGUGGCAGUGUGCCUCCGCAGCAGCAGCAGCAGCAGCAACAGCAGCGGAACACCGCACCACCCAUGUCGUUCUCUGGUCGCCGCGAGGCACGCACAGAAACGCGGUGGGGGCCAAAGCCAGGCAGCGGACGGCGCAGCAGUGCAGGCUCCCAGGCCAGCACCGGUGGGAGGAAGCCGGUUUUGCGUGACAUGAAGGUCGGGGAAAAGAGCGACGAAACUGAUGACGGUAGGGCAGCAGGUGGCAGCCGGCAGCAGCAGCAACAGUCCUCGCAUCAGCAGCAGGAACCAACGCAAAACACUAGGCAAGCAUCCCAGAGCAAAGGUGGCUCGCGCAGCCGGGGCGAGAGGGACGACGCCAAGGCCGCCGACGCCGGAACAAGCGACAAGGCCAAGGGUGACGGAUCUCAGGGUUCGGUCAAGGGGCAGGAGCCGAUUGCACCCCCGGCACCCGGUCCACGUGGCAGCCAGCAGUCCAAGGACUCAAGCCGGCAGAGGGAUGUCUUCCCCAAUAACGACAGCCAUGGCUUUCCGCAAAACCAACGACGACGGGAUGGGACAUGGCCGCGGGGCCGGGGGUCCGGACCCCGAGCGUUCAUGGCGCCUAUUGGCACAACUGGCGGGGGCACAUCUAGCAGUGGCAGCGCGGACGGGAAUGCCGUGCCUAGCACAGUCUCUGGCCGGGAAUACUCUGGCCGAGGUCGUGGUGGUGGUGGUGGUGCCAGCGCUCGUGGGGUUCGACCAACGCCUGCGUACAGAGGCGGCCGUGGUCGGCAACGUGAGUUUCAGGCGAAAUUCCCGAAUCAGCAUCAAGUGCAGCAGCAACAGCAGCAGUACCAGCAGCCCAAGGCUCGGGCAGCACAGCAGGCGAGCUCACCGGCACGGAGUGAGGGCUCCGAGUACGAGGACCAGACGAUCCGACGGAGACGGCAGCGUGGCUCGGAGAGCGAACCCGAGAGCGACAACAACAACGAGGACGACGAGGACAACGACCGCGCGAGCACGGAUGCCAGCGAGGGCCCGGCCCCCGUGCCCGCUACUGCGCCUGCUGCGCCCAGUGGUGGUGCCGGUGGUAGCAGUGGAGGUGGCGGUGGUGGGGCUAAUCGGCCUGACGGGAGGCCUCAUCCUCGCAGGGACGUGGGCUCGGGGAGGGUGGGUGAAUCCAGGGGCCACCGUGCAGCCCCAGGAGCCAGGUCUGGCCACAGAGAUCACCGGUCGGAAAACACCGACAUCAGACGGGGUGACACUGACAAGCAGCAUGACUACGAGCGAGAUGACCGGCCUCCAGCGCCCGACCGCCGACGCGACAACUUCGCUGGCUCCGGGGGAGCGGGCGGCUCCGGCCCGGGGGAGAGGGGCAGCGCGGCAGGGGGAGAACGCGCGGAGAGGGGAGGCGCCGUGUUCUCGGCGCGCGGGCAACCGUCUCGCCGCGGACGAGGCGCUGCGUACCUGGGGCGCGGGCGGAACGGCGCGGCCCCCCGGUCGCACGGGGGUUCGAGGGCCGGGGAGGUGGGCGAGGGGGGUGGCCCUGCUGAGCCUGGAGGCGCUGACAAACCCGCAGACAAGUCGCAGUGGCAGCCAAAGCCAGAACGGCGUUUCACUCGAGGAGGAGGAGGAGGAGGUGGCGGCGGCGGCGGCGGUGGUGGGGGUGGCGGCGGCACCGGUGGUCCCCCAUCACGGCGUGGUGGCACCGAGGGCCCACCCAGGCGCCACCAGGCCCUGGGCCACCCGCAUGGCCACGCGGCGUCGUGGCAGCGGUGGCAGGAUCGACCGCCGCGGUUCACGCGUCGACGCCACUCUCCCGGGUCGGCGGCGAUGGCGGCAACCAGCGGCCGCGUGGAUCCCUCCUCCCGCGGGCCGGCUGGCAAUGCCACGUCUGGGACCGCUGUGUCGCCCGAGGGGGCGGCCAUCGGUGGAGGAGGGGCGGUUGCCGGGGGGGCGACAGUCGGAGAUGAUGCAGCGGGCCCUCCAGGUGGGGGAGCCCGCUCCCCCGAACCGUCCGACCUUGCGAACGAGGAGUGGGAGACGGCUUCAGAGAGCAGCGACUUCACAGAGAGAGAGCGCAAGAUCCGCACUCGAGACAUGCACCCCAGGGGUCCAGACUCCUCGAGUGGUGAUGGCAGUGGUGGUGGCGGAGGCAGUGGAGGAGUAACCGGUGGCGGUGGCGGCGGGGGAGGAGCAGGUGGGGGCGGCGGUGGCGGUCGCGGGGCCGCUCCCCCUCCCGGCGGCCCUGCCCAGGGUUCAUCUCGCCGGGCACUGGGGGGUGGCCCUCGGGGAGGAGAGCGGGAGAGGCCAAACCGACGGCUGGCGGGGGGCGGGAGGGGGGACCGGGUGAGCGCGGUGGCACACCGAGCCAAGAAGGGAGUGCCAGAGCGCAUCGCCAGCGCCGCAGGGGGUGGCGGCGGCGGUCCCCCAUCGGAGCCCCCCCCAGACCCCCAACAGGCUCAGGCCAAGAGGCAGGAGUCGGAGGCCAAGAAGGCCAAGGAGAAGGCGGACGCCAUCUCACAGUUCGACCUCAACAACUACGCCAGCGUGGUGAUCAUCGACGAUCACCCCCUGCUGAGCAUGGAGGAGGCGGAGGACCCACAGAGCGCGGGCGCCGGCUUCACUCAGGUGCUGUCCAAGCGACAGAAGCGUCUCCAGGACAAGAAGGAGGAGCCCAUCGCACCGCAGGUGGCGACCAAGGGCCGCCCCGAGAAGGAAAAAAAUCGCAACAGCAAUAAGCUGCCUCCUCGCCUGGCUAAAAAGCAACAGCAGCAGACGCAGCAGCAGCAGGCUGCACAGCAACAGCAAGGGCAGCAGCCAGCCCAGCUGUUGGGAAUUCAGCUGCAACAACAGCAACAGCAGCAGCUCCCAGCCCCCCCACAACAACCAAACCUGCAGCAACUUGGUCAACAGCAGCCAAGUCAGCAGCAGCAGCAGCAGCAGUCACAACCUCAACAGCAGCAGGGCAAAGUGCAAGAGUUUGGAAUGAACGGAGCGAGUGAUGCUGGAGCAGCUGUGGCUGUUCCCAGCAAUGGAGCGCAGGCAGACGUUGGCAAGAGAGUUGGGCCUCUGAUGGCAGCGCCCGUGCCGCCUCCUGUGAAUGCGUGGAACAAGCCCCUGACAGCACGAGCCGGCUCCACGGAGCUGGCCCCAGGCAAGGCAGAGGGAGGCACGGAACCCGCGCGGGAGGAUGCCGUGGUGGUCUCUAGCCCCGCCAUCCAGCAGACCCCUACCCAGCAGGUCCCUGGCCCCGCCCACCAGGUCCCUGGCCCCGCCCACCAGGUCCCUGGCCCCGCCCACCAGGUCCCUGGCCCCGCCCACCAGGCCGUCACAACCUCCUCCGCCCUGCUCGCCCCAAGCUCCGCCCAGCAAACUCCGUCGGGCUCCGCUCACGCUCCCAGCUCUGCGUACCAAGUCGUGGGCUCCACUCACCUGGUGUCGGGCUCUGCGCCCCCCCCCAGCGUAAGCUCGAGCCACAUCGCUGGGCACGCCCACGCGGAGGUGCCUCCGGGCGGUGUGGAGGCAGUCGGAGGAGGUGCCGCAGGAGCCGAGCCCAAGGAGCAGAGAGCGCGGUCGUCGCGGGCCCAGCGCGAGCCGGUUCGGGAGACUGCAAGCGAUCGUGCUGAUCCUACGCCAGGCCCCGUGGGGAAGGAGCGCUCGCUGAGGCAGAGGAGGGAUGACACCCCGACGGCAGCAGCAGCAGCAGCAGCAGUUGGAGGUGGUGGCAGCACCACCGGUGUUGGCAACAACGGUGUCGCCGGUAGUGGAGGAGUGGUGCUGGGUGGCAAGAUAAGCCCGGUCGCCGUCGGAGCGGAGACUGUGAGCGUCGCGCUGACCGGGGUUGAAGCACCUGAGUUUGUUCCCAGCCAGCCACCGUGUUCAUCGGAGGAGCGUCGGCAGCAUGGCCACGCUGCCAUUAAGGAAACCGUGAAUGUGUACACGUCGACUGCUGUAUCGACGGAACCCCUGCCGGCCCAUGACCCCACCGCACUGGACACAUCGCUCGUGUCUACUGUGCCCAUCCCACGAACUGUCCCACGCAGCAGCAGUAACAGCAGCAUCAUUCCUGGGGCUCUGUCUGCAGCUGACCUCACGCUAAAGUGCGGGAUCACGGGCGCGUGCCACCACAUCGGCGGCGCAUAUUAUUAUUUUUUUACCGGCGGCACGUUCCACACUGACCCAAGCGUCGACACGAACCGUUGCGUCCGCUCGCAGAUGGAGUCGGCACGGAAGGCGUGGGAAAACUCUCCGCGCCUGGGCGGUGGCGGCGAGCCGGCGCCGGUGCUCCCACCGGCGGGGCCCCCCCCGCCACCCCCCACCGCGGCCAGCACCGUGGCGGUCAACGUCGUGGCGGCACCAGGGCCCGGCGGGCCCGUGGGGCCCCUCGUCUCGCCCCGGGACAGCAUGGGGCCUGCUGCAUACGGCGGCUACGUGGGCACCAUGUCGAUGGCCGACGCCGGUGUCUCUUCCAUACCCGUGAGCUACCACGGGGUGGUGGUGUCAUCCUCAUCCGCGUCUUCGCUCGCGGCCAAACCCAACCUGAUGACCUCUGAGCACGCCAGCAACAUCUGCAAGGUGAAGCCACAACAGCAGCUCCAGCAGCAGCAGCAACAACAGCAGCAGCAGCAACAACAGCAGCAGCAACAGCAGCAACAACAGCAGCAGCAGCAACAACAGCACCAACAGCAAGCUCAACAGGCUGCCAGCCAGCUGUCCCUCAUGCCGCAGCUCACCCAGAUAUCACAGCUUUCGCAGUUGUCCCAGCUGAGCUGUGCGCCGUCCAUGAUGCACCAGCAGCAACAGCAGCUGUACCUUUCUCAGCCAGGACCAGCCCCCACCGGACAGUUCCCGACGUACUACCACGUGGACACGUCGCACCUGUUCCCGAUGCAGCAGGCACGCGUUGGGGGCGGCCCCCCAGCCAUGCAGCAGGGCCAGGCCUACCAGGGCGGGCCGGGCGGUGGGGCGGCUCCACCUGGGCCCCCUCCCGGCCCACCCCAGGCCAUGCACCACCAGCCCCAGAUGCCCUUCUCGCUGUACUCGCAGCAGCUGGGCCAGCAGCAGGCUGUGAGCCAGCCUGCACCGCCGCAGGGGCCUGAAAUGUUUGGGCCGUCUCUGCAGCUGUUCCGGUCCGGCCAGGCCUUCCUGCAGCCAAGCCUGACGCAGCCGUCGGCGCUGGUGCUGUCGGCCGGCAACCCCCCAAAACCCCUGUACGGGGGAGGCUUCGCGUCAGACAUGGGCAAACAGUACAGCCAGGCGGCCCCCCAGCCUGCACCGCCACCACCGCCGCACCAGCCUCUGCCCGCCUUCAUCUAUGAGCAGACGCCAAUGAUGGACUCGAGUCACCUCAUGCAGGCACGACAGGGCAUGGGCCAGCUCGGCGUGUACUCCCAGCCCCAGCAGAGUGGCUUCUACGCCACCUCGCAGUCGCCGGCAGCCACCCUGCAGCACAUGGGGCUGCCCAUGCAGGGAUACGGAGGCACCCAGCAGACGCUCAUCGCCCUCCAGGGGAUGUCGCAGCCAUCGAUGGCGGUUCCGCAGAAUAGAGGUGUCCUCGCGCAUGCGGCGCCGCGAGCCAUCUCCAACCAGGUCCCACGCUACACGCCCAGCCAGCACAAGAUUUUCCAGGUGUCGGAUUAUGGCAUGGCCGGAGAGGUGAAACAUCACACUCCUCCGCAAACUCCGCACGGCAACACCCCGGCUACGAGCCCCUUCAGGCCGGGUUCUAUCAGUCCCGGUUUGGCCGGGAGUUCCUCGACUAAAGGUUCAGGGGUCGGCAAAACUGGGGGAGGCCCCCCACAAUCCACCCGUGUGGGCCAACCUUUCACACAGGUCUACCAGCACCAGGCGCCCCGACCCCCGCCAGUGUCAUCCCUGAGCACCUCUGCAUCGCCGUUCUCCCCGGUGACGCCCAUUCAGCGCUACACCGUGCCGGCUCCCACCCAGGCAGCCCCACCGGCCGCGGCCCCGGUUAACGUGGCCGCCACGUCCGGCACGCAGGCGGCCGGCGUCGUUGUCGUCGCCGCCGCCGCCCCUCCAAUGUCCCAGCGUCCCGUGAGCGCCCAGGGACAGGGUGGGGGCCGAAGCAGUGGGGGGGGAGCCCCACCCCCAUCACUGGGCCCAGCCGUGGGGGGGGGGCAACCACCCGCAGCCUCGCUGGGGGGCCCGGCGAGCGUGCGCCCCGGCGUCACGCACGGAGCGCCCUUACCCCGCGUCACCGACCAGAUCAAGGCGAGACAGAGGGCCGAGGUUCUGCAAUCCACGCAGCUCUUCUUCUCCGGACAGCAAUCGGUCGUACACCAUCCGCAGGUGCCGCAACAAAAACAGCAGCAGCAGCAACCGCCACCACCCCAGCAGCAGCAGCAGCAACCGCCACCACCCCAGCAGCAGCAACAACAACAACAACAGCAGCACAAAACGUCAACAACAACAACCAAACCCGAGGUGACGGAGGCCCCACCGGAGCGCGCGGCGGUCGAAUCCGAGCCGACUCUGAUCACGACGCCGAUGCCUGCCCAGACGACGACGACAACGCCGCUGGGCCAGACGCCGUCGCCACAGGCAGCCAUUGGGAAACCAGUGCGCACCGGGCCCAUCAAACCCCAAGCGAUCAAGUCAGACGAGGGCAAGUGAUAAAGGGUUGGGGUGUUGUCGUUGCGUGUUAUUGGCGUGCGAGUAUGUGUGGGUUGCUUGCGUGGGGCAGCCUGCAAGGCUUGACGUGUAAGUGCGAGCGGGUGGGGUACAUUUGUGCGAAUGUGUGAUGGUGUGUGGUGUGUGUGUGUGCGCGUGCACAUGCGUGCGCACAUUAGAUCAGGCCUUGGCUACAGGCUUGGUGUAGAGUCUAUAGCUUAAUUGCUGUAGUCAUUCAUAGCUCUGAAGCUUGGGGUAACCACAAAUGUUGUUGUUACUUCAAUUGCCCUGGCCCAACCCGGUGUAUGAUGGUAGUGACGUCCUCCCCCGAUUUCGAUUGCCUUCACGCAUGCGGCAGCCCUUGCAGUGGGGACCCCCAGAGCGCGUUGUCCGUGACACGUGGGAAGAAAUGAACUACAUUACCUUCUGAUAUUUACAGCUCUAUUAAAAUCCAGCGCUAUCACUAUUGCUGCACAUCUCUUAUUAGUAUUACAAGCUUGAGGCGAAGCUGAGAACCAUAAUUGUAACAAUUGCUUGCCCAUGCAACAGCAUAGACGUCUAUUAACUGGUAUGAUGACUAGUUUAACGAAACAAUAAAAUUGCUCGUGAUUUACAACAAUGUACUCGGACAGCAUGGCUUGAGAGCUUCCAAAUUGGGACGCGCACCGCAUCCUUUGAUCCCUAGAAAGUUAUAUAAAGAAAAUCUUAACCUGACAUCCGAAUGACAACUGAAUUAACGGUGUAAAGCUUCACAGUAGAUUUCUUUUUCAGUCUCGACGUUACGAUUGCUGUAUUGUAACAAGCCCAGCUCGCUCACUGUUCGCUGACCAGUAACUUUAACAUUGGCUACUUGCAGUCCGACCCUCGCCCACCCCAUAACCAAUGUACACUGGGCAUCGCAGGGCGCUGUCUCUCGCAUGCUCAGCCUAAUUAAAAAACAGGACUGAAGCGGCAACAGUGGCAAGUCAUGGGGGUCGAAAAAUAUUAUUCGAUAUACUGUAAAAAAAACUAUUCAUGUUACUCAUGGAAUGCCGCUUUUGCUUUUAGUCAAAUGCUUUCUUUCCAAUUCGUGAUAUCUUUUUUUUACGUUAUUUCUUUCUCCGUUGCUGGUUUAAAUUUUGACUGAUAACAGCGUGCACACCGCCGUGAGUUUGCUGUGACAGCGCCGCAGCUGUUGUGCUUUUACCCUGCAAUCCACAUGAAGAUUCUUAGCCAUCAACCCCUCGCCCAAUAAUCAAGAGGCGGCCAGAGGUCAAUAGGAAGCACCACCCCCCCCCCCCCCUGUCUCUCUCUCUCCUGUUGGUUGAGUUUGGGUCCCGGUCCAACUGCUGUGUCACGACUCGUUUUUCGAAUCAAACCGGAAUCGUGUUCGCCGCAUGUGGCACGCGACGCAAGAAUGAGUUCCUGUAUAUUGUUUCGGUGUGUGUCUUGGUUUUUUUUUGCAACAAAACAAAUAAAGCAGUGAGGCCACAAGUGUAAGACGACGCAGCCUGGAGUGACAUUUGCUUUAUUAACGGCGACGCUUUGUUGAACGUUUUGAUGUAAACUUCUGUCCAGGGGGGGUGGCGAUACCAGCUUAUGAAGCCGAGCCCUAGGAAAUUAUGACAUGAGGCUCAGUUGCAUGUGAAUGCACAACCACGUCCUGUUCGAAGUGAAGGCCUUUACGCGUAAAAAAAUAUGAAAUACAUUCUACUCAGAAAUGCUUUUUUAGUGGCUUCGCUUCACAUGCUUGUACUAAAAACAUCGCGAAGCUUUGGGGCUAGUUUUUUAUGAUAUCUUGAAUUUCAGAAUGUUUUCUUCCGGAGGUGCACAUCUCUACUCCACAGCAGUUUUUAAACGCAACGAGACAUCGUUUAUUACAAAAUACUCUUUAUUUAAAUACAUAUUGCCAUGGUAAAAAAACUGCAAUUGUUUCACGUGGUCUGCCAAAGCAAUUUGAGGGAACCCCUGAUCAUGUGGCCCUCGAACGGCCAAUCGUGAGGUUGUUAAACUGGGUGCUGAAUGGAGGCCUUUAAUAGCAGAGCUAUCCUAAAUUAAAACAGCUUUCUGAAGGAGUAAAAAUGUGCUUCAAAAGUAUGAGGGAAACAGUCCUCCGGAUGCAAAUGAAGUGUGCAUCCUCAUGCUCCCAAAUCCUUCAUCUCAUCGGUCAAUCAACGUGCACGUGGUGAGAGCCCUUUGCAGAGACCUUGUACACACAGUUUGUGCUCUAUUAUAAAAGCGUCCCUUAGAUGCAAUAGGAAACUAAUAUUUAGAUUAUACACACAUUAAUAUUUAGUCUUGUCCAUGACUUUAGAUUCCACCUCACUUUUUCCCUUGUACUGCCAAGACUCUACCUACACACCUGAGCUCCAGGGUCUCCUGUCUUAUUACCAACGUCUGGCUUCAGAAUUGUCCUGGAUUACCAGCCACUCUCGCGGCUAAGCCUGCCUUCAAUCCUGCACCCUCUCCUACCCUAUUUCUGAUGGCAUCUACAAUACUGUUUUUUUUCCGUGAACUGUUCCUCAUUUACAAGUUGUUGAGCCUGUCCCGUCGUUAAAUACAUAGCGUCAACUUUUGCAGGAAAAAAACUCCGUGUGCCCGUCACACCGGCCAAUCUUGCCUUUGGGCAACCGCUUGGCCUCCCACUAAGAGGUAAUGUUAUUGGUCUUGGGAGGGAUGAGCUGAAUUAAUAUUUUCAAUUAAGAUUUCAGCAAAAUCUUCAUAUUGCUAGUUUGGGCAUUACAACAGUGCCACCACCAAGCCAGAUACCAUUUUAAAUGUAAAAUAAUUAGAUAUACUGAAAAUCCUUAUUUGAAAGUCAUAUAUAUACACACACCCACACAUCCAUUUUUAUAAUAUGGGUAUGUGUGUGCAUGUGUGUGUAUGUAUGAACGUAUAUAAUAUAAUGUGCAACAGUUUGAGACGUGUUUUAUGAUACUGCUGGUGUAUUGCUGUUAUGACAUUUGUGAAAUGUGUGUGUGUGUGUGUGCGUGCACAAGCCUCCGCUCACUCAUGUUCUCUCAGUGGAGGGCGAGCAUCUUCGUCGGGACGGGAAUAGGAAAAUCUGUUGGUUGACCUUUAGAAGCGUCGAGGAAUAAAAGCAUCAUGAUAAUGUGUGGAGUGAACCAAAAUAGUAGGGAUUGCAAUGACUUAAUUUUCUCCUCCUAGCACUGCAAUUGAAAUGAACGCUUCAGCAUGGUUUCCAUUGGAGCGAGCUCUCCCCUUUCGUUCUUGGUUGGGGCUUCCUGCUUGUUCAUUAAUUUACCAGCCUUUCUAAAAGCAGUGCGAUUACCGAAAUUUAUUUACACCUCGUACCUUUUUUUGGUUGUCCUAUAGGAUACUUAAGUUGUGAGCGUUUGAGUACCGCACAACACGUCUGCACGUCAAAAGUGUAAUACAGCAUAUGUCUAUUAUAUGAAAUCCAAUCUGAUGAGUGUUCCAAAGCAAGUUAUUUAAACCAUAUUACUGGGUUUUUUCACUGCUGCGAUUUCUGUUAUUUUCGUUUUUAUUGCUUUGCACAAAUUCCCUGUUUGGGUGCAAACGUGAGCUUAGGUGGCCUGGUUGUAAUUACAUUUAUUCUUUAUGUUAUCCCUAAAGGGUGCUGGUGGGGGGGGGUGGGUGUUGACAUUUCUUCAGUGUUGAUUUACUGGACACUAUAUGGGCUGGUGCUCUUGUUAAUUCAUUUCACGAAACUGCAUGGGCCUCAUGGGUUUUGUUGUCAAGCGUCACGAUGAGAGCUUUUACGGGGCACUCGUGGCCAGCUUCCCAUUCAAGCUGUCGAGUCGGGCCGUUCGGUGCGUCAGUUGCAUUACCCGGCGGUGCUGCAAAAUAAUGCCACAUGCCACUGGGGGCCGGGAACUGCGGUGAAAAGUCGAGCGUCGGGUCUCCCUGCUCAAACGAGCAUUGUGUGACACACAUCUCUCCCAUUCAUUGGUGGCCCUAAGCCGGAACCUCCAGUGAAGUUGAGUCUCACUCCCAUUUUUUUGUUUGAGCUGAGCGGCACUUUAACUUUCAUUAUAUUUCAUGGCACUUCUGGGAAUCGCAGAGCACGUGCCGGUAUCGCCACAGUGCUGGAAAUCCAGCCGCGUGACUGGAUUGUGGUAACUGUAGGAAUGAACCAGUCCACCCCCGUUCCACGGACCGUCCCCGUGUGGCACGCCCCUUGCCUUCCGCACCGAGUUUACAGCAGGUUUUAAAUGUCCGUGGCUCAGUUCUUGCCUUUUCUGAGAGCAGUUUUUUUUUCUCUCAAUGCUUUCAUGCUUUGCUUCAAAACACCCUCUGAUCGCCGGUAAACACAUUGCGUUUUCAGUCUCCAAUUGGACUCCAUACUGCCAGCGGGGCGCAUAAAGUGCGAGCGUAGAGGCAAAACCACCUCGUUCUUUGAUGGUAGUGGUGGUGGGCCCCGUGGUGGAGAGUUCACCUUCCCUCUGGCAGUGGCCAGCGUCUUUAUAGGACGACCGCUGUUGCCAUGUUGGAUUUUCUUCGGCGGUGCUUGCGCUCUCAACCCGCGCGAUUCGACCUGGCAAAACCUGAUGGGCCGAGUCGAGCACUCACUGACCCCGCCACUCGGCCAGACUGCAUGUGCUCGAACCAGAGAAGGCAAGGGGGGGCGAAGAUGGUUCUGACCUCUUCGCUGUCCUUGUUCCCAGGUUUACCACGUCAGCCCUGCUGGUCGCGGUCAACCCAAACUGGAUGUGAACCGCGUUGCUAGAGGUCCAUUGAAUUUGCCAUUAAGACCCAUGACCCAAAUUUGGCUGGCCUGCCGAGGGAUGGGCACGUGGGGUCAACUUUGGGUGGAGUGAGAAUUACACUACUGUGUACGGUGCUAGGUUAAUUGCUGCACGCUCUUACUCUAAAAUUGCUUACAACUUAAUUAACAAUCCACAGGGUUUAAUGUUUACCCCACCGAGUCAAAUAUCUGUCAAUUGCACACCCACAGUUCGUUCACCCAUUGAGACAGCACAUCAAGUUUUUGGAGGAGACAUUUACAGCAGGAGCUUGUGUAAUCAUCAACAAGUAGAUAUUUUCGUUUUUACUUUUUCGCAGAAACUUUCAAUGUUUCGUUGAUCAAUCAUCCAGGUCAAAUUAAUUUUGCAGCGACACUGACCUCCGUUGGUUACCAAGGCAACAGAGGCAAUUACACAUUCCUAUGGCAAGGUCCACAACCACCGUUCUCAAAGUGGCACUCGUUUGAACAACCCCAGAUAAUGGUCCACGUUAAGCUCAGACGAUUAGAAAUCACCACUUGCGAGUAGAGCAAUUUCACUGCAGUGGCCCAGUCGGAAGUAGAAAAAUGAAUUGCAUAAACAAGAGGCCGCCUGGAGACGUGCAGAACGUGCGUCCACCCCCGCGCGCCUAUCCCAAAAAUUCGUUCCCACAAAUCUUUAAAUCGGGCGAGGGCGAUUUACUGGACAGUAACUUGUUCCUGUCUUCGGGAUUGCACACAUUGGCUUUCUUUUGGGGGCACGUUUGGGUUGUUGUUCUUGUUCCAUUGUGACCCGAGCCAGUUUUGUUUUCCCUUUGAAAUGGAUUUGGUUUUGAUUUGUCGUUGCGUUCUCCGAAUUGCGUUCCCACCACCCCCCAAGCCUGUGUCUUGUAGGCUUCCGCGAGCAGCGGCAGGGCGGUGUGUGGCGCGGGAGAGAUCGUUCGAGAACGCCGCGCUGUUACCGAUUUCCCCCCCCCCCCCUCUUCACACACCGCUUUCCUCUCCACACGGUGACUUUCGGUGCGGCAGUGUGAGAGACAAUUUACCGUUACUACGUCGCGGUGUAAUUAAAAGUAAAAAAAAAUACAAAUAAAAAAACGCUGUAAUUAAUGCUUCGCUGAGUACCAGAAAUGUGUUUUUUUUACGUGUGCUUUCUCGAACUAGGUAUUGAUUGGAGUACAGUAAACUCUGAAAGAGGAUAAUAAACAUUGUGGUUUCAUUUGGA